Messenger RNA from Xenopus laevis (African clawed frog), 1693 nucleotides. RefSeq names its product agmatinase S homeolog (gene agmat.S). The record is from RefSeq and is marked provisional. Lineage: Eukaryota; Metazoa; Chordata; Amphibia; Anura; Pipidae. Gene Ontology annotation, molecular function: metal ion binding; agmatinase activity; guanidinobutyrase activity.
GGAGGGGCUUGCUCAGUCCAGGAACCUGUUGCACUUUGGCUGGUGCAGUAAAACUCGGCAUGGCUGGACUCAACGCUGGGAUCCGGUUUGGCCCCCUCUUUUCUAAGCAGUUGUGUCCCCUCAGGAAUGUGUCCCAGGGGCCACUAAGGGCCCCCAUUAUCCCAUACAAGCAGGAGCAGAGAUCCAGAUGGGCCCCCCUGAGACCUUAUCACUCCUUGCCCAGGAGACCCCCGUUAGCUCUUGGGAAACUCCAGACUCCCACCAACCGCAAGGCGUCCGGCACCUCCAAGUUUAAUGAGCCCCCCAGUGCUGAGUUUGUGGCCCGACCAGCGGGGGUUUGUACCAUGAUGAGACUCCCCUACCAGGAGACUGCACAGGGGUUAGACGCUGCCUUUAUUGGGGUCCCCCUGGACACUGGCACCUCAAACCGCCCCGGAGCAAGGUUUGGGCCACGUCACAUUAGGGGGGAAUCUUGUAUGAUCAGGAGGUAUAACAUCGCCACCAAAGCUGCGCCCUUUGAAUCUCUCAUGGUGGCCGACAUCGGGGACGUCAAUGUGAAUUUAUAUGACCUGAAGGACAGCUGUCGGAGAAUCCGCGAGGCCUACCAGAAGAUCAUGGCAACCGGGUGCAUCCCUUUAACCCUGGGUGGGGAUCAUACCAUCACGUAUCCCAUUCUGCAGGCGGUGGCUGAAAAACAUGGGCCCGUGGGACUGGUACACGUGGACGCUCACACUGAUACUGGAGACACCGCCCUGGGGGAGAAGAUCUACCAUGGGACCCCAUUCAGGCGCUGCGUUGAUGAAGGUCUCCUGGACUGUAAGAGGGUUGUACAGAUUGGGAUCCGGGGCUCCUCCUACAGCGCCAACUCCUAUGAUUUCGGCAGAAACCAGGGGUUCCGUGUGGUCCUGGCAGAUGACUGUUGGUUUAAAUCUCUGGUCCCGCUGAUGUCAGAAGUGAGGCGCCAAAUGGGAGCUGGACCUGUUUACAUCAGUUUUGACAUUGACGGACUAGACCCGUCCUUCGCCCCUGGAACUGGAACCCCAGAAAUAGCCGGGCUCACCACAAGCCAGGCUCUGGAGAUCAUCCGCGGGUGCCGGGGGCUCAGUGUUGUUGGUUGUGACCUAGUGGAAGUGGCUCCAGUCUAUGACCAGACUGGCAACACGGCACUGACCGGGGCCAACCUGCUCUUCGAGAUGCUCUGCGUUCUGCCCAAAGUCAAAGUCAAUUAAGUUCCUGAUUGGCUGGUUUGCUGCUCCAUCAGAACUGAAGAGAUGAAACUUCCAACGGCAGCACAUUGAUCAGCGCAGGAUUCAGAGAUCAACGGAAACGCACAUUCGCUUUAAUCAUACGCCAAUCUCCGACUUUAGGGAAAGAGACUCAGUCCUUGCUUUAAUAGGGUGAUUCACCUUUAAGAAAACUUUUAGGGGGUAAUUUAUUAAAGUCUGAAUGCGAAAACCUCGAAAAAUUCAUUUUUUUUAACUAGAAAAUAUAAAUCUGACUAAUUCAGGCAAAAAUCUAAAAACUUCAGGCUUUUUAGGGGAGAAAGCCCCAAAAAAAAUGGUUUGGGGACAAAAAUCCUAAAAAAAUUGUACGAUUCCGGGUUUUGCUAGAUUUUUUAUAGAGUUUUUCCCUGAUCUAAUUAAAUCGUGCUUUUUUUUUUUUAAUAAUAAAUAAGGUCAAAUUAUGGAUUCUA